Molecule: messenger RNA, 396 nt
Organism: Anisakis simplex (herring worm)
Lineage: Eukaryota; Metazoa; Nematoda; Chromadorea; Rhabditida; Anisakidae
Source: the annotation of a GenBank genome assembly
AUGUCGCAACUAACUUCACGUAUUGCACUCACAGCACGGUCAGUCCUAAUUCGUUCACAACGUUCCUCAUCUGGUGGUUUCUACAAUGCGAAUAACUUCGAUCAGUUCGGCAAAGGUCUCACUAAUCAACUGAAAACCGCAGAAGGAACAAAAGAAACAUGGAAGAAGAUCUUUUUCUGGUGCUCGAUUCCGUGUCUCGCACUGACCAUGUACGCUGCAUACGCAGAUCACCAGAAACAUCAAUCCAAACCUCGUCCCGAAUAUAUAGAAUAUUCGUAUAUGAACGUCCGGAAUAAGCCGUUUCCGUGGGGUGACGGUAAUCAUUCAUUAUUCCAUAACAAGAAAGAACAAUACACACCUGGUGUUGGCUACGAAGAGGAACACGAGAAGCACUAA